GUUCCCGGUCAUGGCUUCGCCGAUGCUGGCGAUCUUGAUGGAGCUCGCAGAAGGUCACAGUAACGCCGUGACUCUCCCCUGCUAGACCGGGCGCUGCAGGCCAAAUAAAGAAGUCGUCAAGGUGGGCUUAAGGAAAUUGAGGGAAGUCACAGUGUUCGGCAUAAUCUCCUGCUCCACACUCAAGUCCAGAUGGUGGCGGUAAUGCACCGACAAAAUGGUUUGCGAACCGCCAAUGAACACUAAAAGAAGAAGAAAAACCUGCCUCUGUCAAAGUCGACGACUUUAUUAAAUGUGCUACUACCCCACAAACAGCUGUGUUGUGGAGAGGCCAUGUACCCCGUAGACCUGCCAGCCAUGAGAGACACUGACCUGACAACAGCAUCUGAGGAGUACCUCUCCUCUUUAGAGUCAAGGCCUCAUCAGAACCAGUGGUUUCCAUUAUCGCAGACUACAGAGGUAGCGAUAUCAGCGAAACAUGUGAGGCGGCUGCAGCUUUUUGAGGACGACCGACCUGACUGCACGCUGCUGGCUCUGCACUCUCCUGACGAUCCGACACACGUGGUGGCUUUGUACCUGCAUGACAAGUGGUGGCACGUGGAUGACGUCUUACGCACGUCCAGCGACUCCAGAAUGGGUUUGAUUUUGGUUCAGUCGCUGACGGAGAGGGUGGUUAUGUUCCUGCUCAGUCGGGUGGUGGAGCGGUCCCCCCAGGACAAGGUGGUGUUCUCCCUGCACCCCCGCACAGAGAGCUGCAAAGUGCUGUGGAGAGAUGGCCAGGCCGUUGGCUUCUACACCUUCAAACACAAAGGGAGUCUGUGUGACGGCUGCAGCAACCGCUGCUACCUGCUGCCCGCUCUGGACACGUUGCUGGUGAGGAGGAGCUGGAGGAGGAGAGGCCUCGGCCUUCAGAUGCUCACUGACUUCUGCACCUCGUUCUCCACCGAGCCCUUCCUGGGGGUCAGCUCCCCGUUAUCACCCGGCAUGGUGGCAGUGUGCAGGAGCUUUCUGCAGAAGCACCAGGAACGUUUGGAGCAUCUGUAUGAGGUGGAAGCUCCUGGGGGCUGGACUCAGCGACGUAACAUCUGGCUCAGCAUCAAGCUAGGCCGAUACUCUUUGGGUGUUAAUGAAGAGAGAACUCUGACAUCAGGGAAAACUUCCAGGUAUGAAGAGGACCCCUCUCAGAAGCAGGCGUCCAGUUGCAGUGUGGGCCCAACCUCGCUGACGACCUAUUCUGUGAACACCCACCUGGCAGAAGGCCCGUCGGUACAACAAAUAAAAAGCUGUGAUCCACACUCCCCAAGCAGCAAGAGCUCAGGAACAGUGUGUAGUCCUGCAGCCCACGCAGAGGAUCCAGACUCUGGACAUCCCACCAGACCACCACCACCACCUCAGCGCCGAGAGAAGCCAGAGGAGGAGACACAGAGCAGUGCCAAGCGAGGCAGAAGGACAUGAGGUCAAAGGGACAUAGGAACUUUGACUAUUUCACUUCUCCAAACAGAGUGGAUGAUCCGUCCUCCUCAGCUUGAACGGGCAGUAGGGUUACCAACUCUCCCAACCCCAAAUCAGGGACACUUUCGCGGGCUGAGUCUGACAGUUAAGUCAAGAGUGUCAUUGAAACGUUAAGCAAGCAGGUAGCUACAUGAACAGGGAGUGUUAAUCAGGGCGGGUGCAUGAGGAGUGUGUGUGGGCCUGGCUGGGCCACAACGAAGAUGAUGACGAUUUAACAGUUACCUCAAUUAAUGAAUAUUAUAAUAAGUCAACAAACAUAAUCGUUGUGGGUUGUUGCUAUUAUAAAGUCUGAGUGUCAGGUUGUCAUUUGUCAAAUUGUCACUUAAAAGUUACUGCAAUGGCCACUCAGUUAGCUAAAGUCAAAUAACACAGCAUAAGCUAUUUUGCACUGUUUUUGUAGCUAGCAGAGUUGAGAGUUCACUUAUUCAAAUGCAACUUGGGAUAUUAUAAUGUAACCAUUUAAAACUCAUAACGGCCAUCGACGGCCCUUCUUUGGUUUAAAUACACGUAUUCUGCCACAUACUGUUGGAGAUGCGAACACGUUCACUUUGCGUCUCACUGAAGCAACACAAUCUGUGGACAAUAAAUAUCAGAACCAAGAGCAGCGAGUCAACUACUUGCUGCUAACACAUCCCGUCGGACCCGGAUUAUUUAUUUAUAUCCGUUAA
Molecule: messenger RNA, 2177 nt
Organism: Pungitius pungitius (ninespine stickleback)
Lineage: Eukaryota; Metazoa; Chordata; Actinopteri; Perciformes; Gasterosteidae
Gene: fam169b
Product: family with sequence similarity 169 member B
Exons: 10
Coding region: 331-1452 (373 amino acids)
Source: RefSeq, a predicted model, not a curated record